Molecule: messenger RNA, 1351 nt
Organism: Musa acuminata subsp. malaccensis (wild Malaysian banana)
Lineage: Eukaryota; Viridiplantae; Streptophyta; Magnoliopsida; Zingiberales; Musaceae
Product: probable galacturonosyltransferase-like 2
Cellular component (GO): Golgi apparatus
Molecular function (GO): glycosyltransferase activity
Source: RefSeq, a predicted model, not a curated record
CUGCUCCGCUCGACGGGUUGAGUGCGCCAACCCCUUCCAUACGAUCUCCAAAUGCCUCCAUUACCGCUCGUUUCGAGCCUUCUUCUGCUGCUCGCUAUCUUAUCGUCGCCUUCCUCCGCUGCCGCAGCGGCAGCUAAAGGGAGAGAUGGCGCCGCCUCGAGCAUGCCGAGGUUCCGCGAGGCACCGCAGUUCUACAACUCCCCGUCGUGCCCGCCGCCCCUGCCGACCGGGCCCGGCGCUGCCUGCUCUCCCAACACGCUGGUUCACGUCGCCAUGACCCUCGACGUGGCCUACCUCCGCGGGUCCAUGGCCGCAAUCCUCUCCGUCCUCCAGCACACCGCCUGCCCACAGUCGGUCUUCUUUCACUUCGUGGCCUCCUCUGCCGCAGGCUACCUCGACGCCACCAUCGCCGACGCCUUCCCCUCCCUCGCCUUCCAGAUCUACCCCUUCGCCGACGAGCAGCGAGUUGCAGGGCUCAUCUCCACCUCCAUCCGAGCGGCGCUCGACCGGCCCCUCAACUAUGCGCGCUCCUACCUCGCCCGCCUCCUCCCGGAGUGCGCCCGCCGGGUCGUCUACCUCGACUCCGACCUCGUUCUCGUCGACGACAUCGCCGGCUUAGCCUCCACCCCGAUCCCCGACGGCCUCGCCCUCGCCGCCCCGGAGUACUGCAACGCCAACUUCACCUCCUAUUUCACCCCCACCUUCUGGGCCAAUCCGGCGCUCUCCGUGGCCUUCGAGGGCCGGCGCGCCUGCUACUUCAACACCGGCGUCAUGGUAAUGGAGCUAGGCCGGUGGCGGGACGGCGGGUACACGGAGAAGAUCGAGGAAUGGAUGGAGCUCCAGAAGCGGAUGCGGAUCUACGAGCUUGGCUCGCUCCCGCCGUUCCUGCUGGUCUUCGCCGGUCGGAUCGCAGCGGUGGAGCACCGGUGGAACCAGCACGGCCUUGGCGGCGACAACUACCGCGGUCUGUGCCGCAACCUCCAUCCGGGGCCGGUGAGCCUGCUGCAUUGGAGCGGUAAGGGCAAGCCAUGGGCGCGCCUGGACGCAGGACGGCCGUGCCCGCUAGACGCCCUCUGGGCGCCAUAUGACCUCCUCCUCCGCGCCUCCUUCACCAUCAACGACUCCUGAUCCAAUCCAAAUCCGCCAUGACCGGCCUCUUCCACCUCACUUUGACUCUAUUCUUCCUGUUCUUUCACUCUAAAGGCUCUUUUACCAACUGUAGAGUACGUAAGGAGUAAGAGGAAGCCACAGUAAAGAUGCAAUGAAAUUUUGGAUCUCAUAUGUUUCGAAAGGAAAGAAGAUGGGGGGUGUAUAUAAUAAACGCAAGAUAUAAAAUACUUGUUCUCUAAGA